Molecule: messenger RNA, 1256 nt
Organism: Manis javanica (Malayan pangolin)
Lineage: Eukaryota; Metazoa; Chordata; Mammalia; Pholidota; Manidae
Gene: SEC13
Product: SEC13 homolog, nuclear pore and COPII coat complex component
Biological process (GO): protein import into nucleus; positive regulation of TOR signaling; COPII-coated vesicle budding
Cellular component (GO): COPII vesicle coat; nuclear pore outer ring
Molecular function (GO): structural molecule activity; protein binding
Source: RefSeq, a predicted model, not a curated record
UCCGCGCCGCGGUGCCGCAGCCAGUCCGGCGCCGGAAGUGAGCUGUUCUGAGGCGCCGCCGAGAGCUGCCACGUCCGAGGCCGGGAACCGCCACCGCUGCAGCCAUGGUGUCGGUAAUUAACACGGUGGACACCUCCCAUGAGGACAUGAUUCAUGAUGCGCAGAUGGACUACUAUGGCACCCGCCUGGCCACCUGCUCAUCAGACAGGUCCGUCAAAAUCUUCGAUGUGCGCAACGGAGGGCAGAUCCUCAUCGCUGACCUCAGGGGGCAUGAGGGGCCUGUGUGGCAAGUGGCCUGGGCCCACCCCAUGUAUGGCAAUAUUCUGGCAUCCUGCUCCUACGACCGGAAAGUCAUUAUCUGGAAAGAGGAAAAUGGCACCUGGGAGAAGACACACGAGCACACAGGACAUGACUCCUCGGUAAACUCUGUGUGCUGGGCCCCCCAUGACUAUGGCCUGAUCCUGGCCUGUGGGAGCUCGGAUGGGGCCAUCUCCCUGCUGACCUACACUGGAGAGGGCCAGUGGGAAGUGAAGAAGAUCAACAACGCUCACACGAUUGGCUGCAAUGCCGUCAGCUGGGCCCCUGCCGUUGUGCCUGGAAGCCUCAUAGACCAGCCAUCGGGGCAGAAGCCCAACUACAUCAAGAAGUUUGCGUCAGGCGGCUGUGACAACCUCAUCAAGCUGUGGAAGGAAGAGGAAGAUGGCCAGUGGAAAGAGGAGCAGAAGCUGGAAGCACACAGCGACUGGGUUCGGGAUGUGGCCUGGGCCCCCUCCAUCGGCCUGCCCACCAGCACUAUCGCCAGCUGCUCACAGGAUGGUCGUGUCUUUAUCUGGACCUGUGAUGAUGCCUCAGGCAAUACGUGGUGCCCUAAACUGCUGCACAAAUUCAAUGAUGUUGUGUGGCAUGUGAGCUGGUCUAUCACAGCCAAUAUCCUGGCUGUCUCGGGCGGUGACAAUAAGGUGACCCUGUGGAAGGAAUCAGUCGACGGGCAGUGGGUGUGCAUCAGUGAUGUCAACAAGGGGCAGGGUUCUGUGUCCACCUCAGUCACAGAAGGCCAGCAGAAUGAGCAGUGACAAGACCAGAUCCCAGAACUGCCCCUUCCCAGGCCAGCUGACCAAACUGCGGGAACAGACAGAACCAGAGUGCUCCUUUGCCUUAGUAUGAUGUGAUAAGGUUUGUAAUGUUAGGUCUGGCUCAAAGUAUUCAUAUUAUGAAGAAAUGGUGAAUGAUAUUCAAAUAUAUUAUUAUUUUAAAUA